Messenger RNA from Caenorhabditis auriculariae, 4459 nucleotides. The record is from the annotation of a GenBank genome assembly. Lineage: Eukaryota; Metazoa; Nematoda; Chromadorea; Rhabditida; Rhabditidae.
AUGCCGCUAAGAAGGUUUGAAUUUGCAAGGAAUUAACGAAAAAAAUUUGAAAAAAACUUCAUUACAAUUUUGAUUUGUUUUUUGAAAAUAAUCCUCUCAAUCAUGCUGCUCUCUACUUUUUUUCAGUACCAUCGACUCCGAGUCGCCUGAAGAAUGGCUUGAGAGACGGGCCAGAGAAGCUGGAAGACCGUUGAACAGAAGACCUCCCGAGCCUCGUAGAAGAGCUCCUUCACCAAUACGUGAAGAGGUUACUUUUAUCUUUGUGUGUUUUGAAAAGAGAGUUUACGUUUUGGGAAAAUUCUCAUUAUACUCAAAACCCCGUGAGUAUUCAACCGUAAAUUUCUUUUUUGAAAAAAAAGAUUAAAAUCAUUUCUUUGGAAAAGAAAAACUCAAAGACAAGUGGAAAACAUUCGUUCAUAGAUUUUCUUAAAACUUUGUCAUUUUCCGACUUGCAGGAAACAACAUUGACGCGACUUGCUGAAACAGUGGCGAUGAUGAAAAGAGAUCAAAAAACAGUUCCAUCAACGCUGUCAAGCUUGCUCGUAAACUCAAACGUCAGUUCAGCGGCAGCUACGGGGAAAGAAACGCACAACGGUAUCAUUUUUUUUUUUGCAAAAAUUUAUAGCAAACAAUUAACUUCAAGAAGGAAACGCUCUGAACCGCGUUGAAUCUUACAUCAAUGUAAUGCAGUCUUUAAUUCCACCAGACCAGUCUUCUGCGGCGAUGCACCCCUUGAAGGUACCUUUGCAGUUGGAUCUACAUCAAUUAAUGAAAUUUAAGGAUGAAGGAAAGAUAACCGGAAGUGGGAAGCGAUCCCAUUAUGAAGCAGCAUUAUCAGUAUGCUCUCUCAGUUUUUUUUUUAUGCUUCUAUUUUUUUAGACCGUUCCUAUGUCUUUGACACCUGUGAGCAGCAGCGAAGAAACUUCGAGACCUGGAACGGAAACAAGCACCGUGCUGAGCUUAUCAAAGAAAGAGGAGAAGGAAAUUCGGAAGAGGGAACUCCAGCGACAACGUGAAAUGAAACGUCAAGCCAAACGAGCUAAAAAAGAAGAAAGCCGUGAAAAAAUCUCGAACAAUUCGGAAAAUCAAGUGAAAUUAGAUGCCGUGGCUGUUAAAAGGACCCGAAAGAACGUCAAGACGUCGAAGUCCAAGAUGAAGGAUUUCAAACUUCGCAAAGAGGGCUUUCCUUCCGCGUUUGUUGCCUACAGCCGUGGAGAAAAAAUCGCAAUUAUUGAAAGGCCAUGUCUUGGAAAAUGGAAGAAACCUGUCAACAACAACAUCAAAAUCAUCAAACUAAAAAGAUUUUUUCACCACAACGUCAAGAUCUACUUGCGGAAGAAAUCUGUCAUGAGCUUGCAAGACAGAGUUCGUUUAGCUAAUCGAAUUAUUAUCAAUUUAUUGGGAAAUCGUCCGCGCUUCUACUCGUUAAACCUGAAAAAGGUCUUCUUUUCAAGCGAAGGGUUUGGAGGAGUCUAUGCCAAUGUGGUCCUUGCAAAGGUUCUCCAGUCGGUAGGUAGAAACAGAAAAUUUGAAGAUAACUUGAUUGUUAUAGAAAAGCAAGGUCAUGCGUUUUGCCCGUCGGAUGACACAGAUAAAACAUUUGAAACCCCAGAAUCACGCUGAUGUGAGUAUUUAGAUAACUCCAUUGAAAAUUUGAUUUCUUAGCUUGGCCCUCCGUUUCAAAUAAAUAUUCAAGGACACAUUCAAAGAAUCUACAAUAAGCCAGAGGUUUCAAAUUGAUUAUCUUCUAAAAUAACGACAAAAAGUUCAGCCGAAACCCCGACUUGUCGAUUGCUCUGAAAUGGUCGAGACAAACGAAGCCGGAAAAAGCGAAUCGGUGAGUUGUUCUUUUAAAGUUCAUUAAUGAUUUUGCAUUUCAAACUUCAUAUUUUUUCGGAUAAUGAAAUAAACUUUAGCAAAUUUCUUUGAUCGACAUCUUAUCUCGCGUCUUGAAACAACCCGCGGUCCAAGAAGUCGAAAAUGUAUGUUUUUUGAAAGGGUGAUAUAUCUAAAAUGAUAUUUUCAGCGCUUUUCUACGACGAUCAAAAUUCCCGCUGAAGUUAUGCAAAAGCAUAUGGCCCGCAAAAACACAUUGGUAAGCUUUGUCAUGAAUUCUUGAAACUGAAAUCUGGUAUUCAGAAUAUGAUUUUGAAUGCUUAUGGUCCAUAUGAAAGCGGAGCUUCAGGAUCUCUGGCAAGUCAAUUUGUAAGUUUGUCCAAUUAAUGCCUAAUGUAAGUAUCCUUUUUGAAGAUGAACACGUUGUCCGGCGCGAGUGGAAUAACUUCUCAGGUCGCCUAUGAAGCAGAGAAGUAAGCUCUUUUAUAAAGAUUUCAAUCAGUUAAUUCUUCGUGAUGCAGAGAAAAUUCAUGAUUUUACAACUUAUAAGAAGGCUCAAAGAUUUCGGAAUGAGACUGUCAUUAUCAGUUGACUUUUUUUGAAUUUUUAUAAUUAUGAAAAAAAUUCAGGCGAAUAAAAAUAAUGUUUUUUUGAAAAAAAUCAAGCACUAUAAAAAUCUGACAGUAAAAAAAGAAGCAACACGACUGUGCUUUGACAGAAUCUAUCAAAAAAGUAUCUUUGUUGUUCACCUUACAAACGCAUUUCUCCCCAAGAUCAUGAAAAUCAAAUAUAAGAUUCACUUCAAAGUUAUUAUAAAAAAUCCUUUUUCAGAGGAGUCGAACAAACUGCACAGUUUCCCGCUACCGGUCCACCUGGAGUCAUGGGCAACAUAAGCGCUUGCUUCUUCGCUGAUUCUGAAAGAACACCAACUUCGAAUGGGGUUUCAUCGCAAACGACGUCUGCUGCAUCGCAAAAAUACAUGAUGGCCAACUUAUUGAAGCCAGAAGGCACUGCUGUGGGCCAGCUUUUCGAUCCCCAGUCGCAGCAAGGAGAGAAAAGUAUCGAAAUACCGGUGAAAGAAGUACUCCAGAAUCUAUUGAUGAAAGAUGAACUCGGGCGACCCGUGUUUCCGAGAAGUGAGAGAGAGAAAGAACAGGAAACAAUGAAUAAAAUUCUCGGAAUACUGCAAAACUAUGGAGCGGCUAAUGAGAAAGAUAAACGACCGGAAGAAUUCCUGCAGCCUAAUGGUGGAGAGCAACACGCCUGGACAAAUAAUCAACUCAAAGAACAAAGCCAACAGGAACUUCGAUUGAAACAAGGUCCCCAAAAGAAGCAGCCACAAGAGAAGAAACCGAAGGAUGCUCCACGCCGACGAUACCAAAAGAGGCAGAAGAAAGAAGAAACGCAAGGAGUGCAGCCGAAUUUGGAGGCACAGAGAGAAAACUUCAACAUGCUUUGGCAGAUGCAGAUGCAGAUGCAAGAACAGCAAAUCCGGAGACAACAGAUGCCUGUUCAGCCUCUGGGGCAAUUCGUGCAACCAGUGACUCCUCCGGUCCCAAACUAUACCCCUAAGAUAAUGAUAACUCCAUCGCAUCUCCUGUCUGCACAAAAAGAACGGCUCGCGCGCUUGCAAAACAUCCAAGCAUUCCAAAUGCAAUCGCAAACGCAAACGCCUCCGAUGUUCCUGGGACUUCCUUUCGCGACAGACCAGUCAAAUACGAUUGCGUAUCCAUUCCAGAACCAGAACCACUCAAACAAUUGGAAUGUCCAGAAUCCUCUCAACGCAUACUCGCCCGAAGUCGUCAGGUUGUUCCAGGAAUUGACGGGAACGACUUUCGUCCCUCCCGUCUUUCCAAAUGUCGCACCUAUGCCCCCGACGCCACCUCAGCCACAGCGUUUCAUCCCGCACAACGAUCUUAUCGCAAAUCGGAUGCACACGGUUCCAUCACCGGUUCUUCUAGUGCAGCCAUACGAAGAACAUCAGAUCACUGUACGCGAGCAGAUCAGGUCAGUCCAAGUUCUCUCUGUUUGUCAAAGUCAAAAUGAUUUAUUCUCAUCACGCCAAGCUUAAAGUCAGCCUGUAAAAAGCGAUCAAUUAGUGCAAAAACGGAGCUCGAAUUUAUUUCACUUUUAUAAUAGAGCAAUGGGAAAAUACACAUCUUGAGAUUUUGGGCACUUCAAACCUGAAAAAUGCAAAAAAUUUCACUCUAUUUACUUUUUGACCAGUAUAAAUCACCUCAGAGAUAUAACUAUCUCAUUGAGAUGAUGAAAAAUAUUUGUAUGGCUAUCUUGAAAUGUCCUAACUUGACUAAAAAGACAAAAAAAUUUGAAGUUGUCAAUUUUUUUAUUUUUUUUCACAACUAUGUUCAAGCUUCUGAAUUUCCAACCCUUUUUCUUCGAAAAAUGAUUCUUGAUAAUCUUCAAAAAAAUGAUUCAUUUUCUACCUAUAAAACAAAAGAUUAUCUGUCCUGAAAAUUAAUUCAUAAAACCUCAUUACUAAAUUUCCAGAAAUCCAGCUCCAAACAUUGAAAAUCAGGCUCAAUUUGGCUUUCCGCCGUCCUCUUCUGGACUGAAUUUUUUCAACUGUUGGUUUCUUCUUUUUAUUCUUUUCAACCCAAACUGA